UGCGCAGUGUUGUGCCGGCAGAGACACCCACGAAAGCGGUCGAGGCAGCCCCAAGUAGACCCAUGCCGCUCACCGACCAUGCCCCUGCCGUGCUGCGCGGCGUCGCGACGGCGGCCAGUUGGUUUGUUAUCAUUGUGAGCUUGUGGGUCGCGGACAGGAACCGGAGGCCCAACGCCUUCGCUGUGUUCGUCUGGCUCGCGGCGCUGAGCGCCCUCGCGGCGUCGAUGGUCGGCUGCUUCUCGUUUUUCGCGAGCCAGAAGCUCGAGCGGUGUCGCCACUUCAUGGCAGCAUCGGCCGCUCUGUCAGCGUUUUGGCUCUUCGUCGCCCUCCUCACGCCAACAAAACAACGCGAUCUGGGGAAGGACGGCCUCGCGCUGGCGGCCAUCGCCGUCGUCGCCGCGGUCGUGGCCGCGGCGCUGGCCCUGGCCGCGACGCGGCUCGAGGAGCACGGGGUGCUUAUUACGGAAGGGUGCUGUCCCGCGCGGCCGACGCUGCCGGCGCUGCCACCGUGCCCGCCGUGGUGUGUGUGUCCCGACGUCCGCACGUGGUGGGGGUCGCGGCCGUCCGUCGUGACGACGCCGCCGGAGAAGGCCGUCGACGACGCGCCGCGGCUGCUCUACCCGAUUCCCGGCGCGGCGGAGGCCCGCGUCGUGCCCGUCGACCCUGCGGCGGACGAGCUGCCGCCGCCGCCGCUCACGGUGUACCCGCUCAGUCCAUAACGG
Messenger RNA from Pelagomonas calceolata, 722 nucleotides. NCBI's taxonomy places the organism in Eukaryota, Pelagophyceae, Pelagomonadales, Pelagomonadaceae. The record is from the annotation of a GenBank genome assembly.